AUGAAUGGGCGAAAUCGGCAAGAAAGCCAAGCCGGGCCACCGACGUCCAAUAGUACACGCUCUUUUUGGCACCGCGAACCGUCUGGAAGGUUACUCGGCCACGUCACAACUGAAACCCUUCCGUCAGCGGCCGAGGUCGUCAUCAUUGGCAGUGGCAUGACAGGCGCCUUUGCUGCCAGAGAACUUCUCGCCGCUGGUUUGCGUGUUGUCAUGCUGGAGGCUCGAGAGGCCUGCUCGGGCGCUACAGGACGCAAUGGAGGCCACUGCCAGCCGGGUGUCUGGGACAGCGCUCUCGAGGUGGCUCGCUUUGAACUGGCAACUUUUGACAUGAUUGAAAAUCUCGUCAAGGACAAUGGUAUUGACUGCGAUUGGCAUGCUGUUGGCGGCGUACAUGUCAUCCUCUCGCCGCCCGUCCUCGAGGCCGCCCGCGCCCAAAUUGAACGGCUUCAGCAGUAUGCUGACCUCCGUGACAAGGCCGUCCUCGUCGUCGACAAGGAGCAACUUCGAAAGCUCCGGAUUCACCAAGCCAUUGCCGCCGUCUAUCAGCCCAAGGCAGCUAAAUGUUGGCCGUACAAGCUCAUCUCCUGGCUGUUGGAGAAGCUUCUCGACGACUAUGAUGCCUCAACUUUUAACCUGCAAACCAACACCCCAGUGCUGCGACUCGAGAAGCCUCCUGGAAGUGCCUGGGUCCUACAUACACAGCGGGGGGUGAUCCGGGCGCGCCAAGUGCUUCUAGCCACCAACGGCUACACUUCACACCUGCUACCGGCCAUGACUGGGCUCAUAUUGCCUGUGCGAGGGCAAGUUAGUGCUCUGGUCCCCCCCGUCAGGUCGACACCGCUCUCGCACAGCUAUGUAUGGCUCAAUGGUGCGGACCACCAGUACCUGAUCCAACAAGGAUCUAGUGAUUCUCAUUCAAGUUGCAAUGGAGACCAGUAUCUCAUCUUUGGUGGCGAAAGGCUGGUGGUGCCCGGGGGCGAAGUGGGAAUCUCAAACGACAACGUCGUCGACCCCGUCAUCGGCCAAGCACUUCGCAAAGGCCUCGAUGGCAUCGUCGAACUGCGUGACGGUGAGGAACGCAGCGAGUCGCACGCGGAGAAUACGAAAGAGCUCCAUGCAUCCUACGAGUGGACGGGUAUCAUGGGAUACUCGCGGGACAGCAGCCCCUGGGUUGGUCGAGUGCCCCCUUCGCUGUUGACCGAAUUGGCCGUUGACAAAGAGAGCAACAGCGAAGGAGUUGCCGGAGGGCUCUGGAUCAGCGCGGGGUAUACGGGUCAUGGGAUGCCUGUUGCAGCCCGUUGCGGUGUCGCCGUGGCCGAGAUGAUGGUAGGCAAGGAGUGCCUCGUGCAGGCUGAGCUGCCUCCACAGUGGCGAAAAAAUGCGUGGAAGAAGUUCCAGGAAUGGCACCGCAUUUACGGACCCGUCGUUCAUCUUCGUCUUGGUCAAAUUACCGUCAUCCUCCUGGGAAGCCAUGAGGUAGCCAGGGAGGUGCUGACAAAGCGGAGCACCAUAUACAGCUCACGUCCACGGCUGGUAGUAGCCGGUGAUUGUAUAGCCAAAGGCAUGGAUGCGGCCCUCCUGCCAGACGGGCCGAGAUGGAAGAAAUUUCGCGGCAUUCAGACGUCCGUUCUCAACGCUCGGAAGACAAAGCUCUACCGACCGCUUCAGGAGCUUGAGAGCCUCCAGCUCUUGUUUAAUCUUCUUUUCACCGACAACAACUUGGAGGCAGAGUUUGAACGAUUCUCCUCGAGUCUCGUCUCAACCCUCCUCUAUGGUCGGAGGUUCGUCAGCAGGUGCUCGCCUGAAUUCCUCCAGCGCAAGAAGACUCUCGCAGCUGUUUUCCAAUCCACCUUGCUAGGCUCCUGGCUCGUUGAUAGCUUCCCAUUUUUGCACUAUUUGCCGCGGCCCCUGGCGAGGUGGAAGAUGAUGGGCGACGAGUUACACGAGCAGCAAACUCAGCUGUAUGGAGAGUACUUCCACAACGCGUUGUCGACAAACAGCUGGAAUUGGUGCAAGCAGACCGCUUCCAGCGAUACGUCCGUGUCGGAGCGGGAGCUCAGCUUUGUUCUCGGCGACCUCUUCGGCGCCGGAACGCGUACGACGGCCGGGUCCCUAAGCGUUGCGGUCCUCGCGUGCGCCUCGUACCCGGAAACUAUGCGGCGGUUACAGGAAGAUAUAGACACCCAGGUCGGCAUUAACCGGUUACCGAACCUUGACGAUCUCAUUCCACUUGCAUAUCUACAGGCCUUCUGCCAGGAGGUGUUUCGUUGGCGGCCGGCAAUUCCGGGGGGCGCCGCCCACUCGGCGCUCCGAGAUGAUGAAUACCGGGGCUUCUUCAUCCCCCAAGGCGCUGCCGUGGUUGCAUCCCACUGGUCCCUAGAGAUGGAUGACGCAGUCUUCCGGUCCCCGGCAGACUUCAUGCCGGAGAGGUGGAUUAAUGAUGGCGACCUGCCCCUGGCCGCCUUCGGCUUCGGCAAAAGAAUCUGUCCGGGCCAAGCACUUGCGCGGAACUCGCUGAUGCUUAUCGUCGGGCGUCUUCUUUGGGCCUUUGACAUUCAAUGGAAGCACGGUCAGAGCAGGAAACACGAUUGCGACGAUACGGUGCAGGAAGGCAUUUUCGUGAAGCCCGGUCCGUUCGAGGUGUCGCUCAAGGUGCGAGAUUCAUCUAGGAGGGCCAUUGUGACACGCGAGUGGGAGGGACGUAAUGACGAUGUCAACGGCAUCUUAGACACGAUAGGUCGCCAGUUUUCUGAAACCUGA
Drechmeria coniospora is the source of this 2760-nucleotide messenger RNA. Its product is annotated as cytochrome P450 monooxygenase. NCBI's taxonomy places the organism in Eukaryota, Fungi, Ascomycota, Sordariomycetes, Hypocreales, Ophiocordycipitaceae. The record is from RefSeq and is a predicted model, not a curated record. Bases 1 to 2760 code for a protein of 919 amino acids. Gene Ontology annotation, molecular function: oxidoreductase activity, acting on paired donors, with incorporation or reduction of molecular oxygen; heme binding; monooxygenase activity. The transcript is spliced from 3 exons.